Messenger RNA from Lathyrus sativus (Indian pea), 573 nucleotides. NCBI's taxonomy places the organism in Eukaryota, Viridiplantae, Streptophyta, Magnoliopsida, Fabales, Fabaceae. The record is from the annotation of a GenBank genome assembly.
AUGUUCGGAGUGGUUUUUCCAAACCGUAGUUUCCCCAUGGACAUUUCAACCUUCGCUCAAAUCGACACUUUCCAUUGGAUCCUCGACAUGAACACAUUCGUCGGUGAAGCGUACGAUCAAGUCACCGAAAUCUGCAUCUUCCUCCUCAACAGCUUCACACUCCCACCAGACAAAGCUCUCGCCGUCUACGUCCAAUCGCCGGGAUCACCGUUCGUUUUCUGCGGCGCCGUCACCAUCGCUCGUCCCUCCGCCGUGUUAUCUCUCCCAUGGCCGGAGCCUGGUUCCGGUAGCUUACAGCCGCAAUUGACGGCGGAUGCUCAACAGCUUUCGGCGAAAAUCGGUGUUUCUGUGGAGGAUCUGGCGUCGUUGCCGUCGCUUGAUGUGGCAGGUGAGAAGAGGAUUGAACGGUUAGCGAUGAAAGUUGGCGAGAAUUUGUUUAAUUUUAUGCAAUCGUUUUGCGGUGUCGAUGGAUCGAAGUUGAUUGUUCCGAUGGAUAUUUUGGAUCGGUGGUUUAAGAAGUUUCAAGAGAAGGCUAAGCGUGAUCCUGAAUACUUGAAGGGUUUCGCUUUGUAA